ACUGUUGCCUGUAGAGCUUAUUUUCCUGCUGGACUGAACUUUCACCCCAGAAGCUCAACCUUGCUUUCCGUUUUGUUUUGGGUUGGUCGAAUGGUUCAGUGUCUCCAUGGAAAUACUUCACUUAGUUAUUAUUGAAUAGAAAUUACAAUAUUCUUCUUCUUCUUCUCCGAGCCACGAAUCCGUUUCUAUCUGCGGAGAAGAAGGUGUAUGGAGGAAGGCUGGUCGAUUUCGACGGAAGUCAUCUUCAAUGUGGAGCGGAGUGUAAACAUUUACAUUGAACAAGCAGAACUGCGGGUCUAAGACAUCCCCAUCACCACCCACAAAAGAAUAUAAGAUGGGCGAAAAGAAACCAGAGCCUCUGGAUUUCGUGAAGGAUUUUCAAGAGUAUCUCACCCAACAAACGCAGCACGUAAACAUGAUUUCUGGGUCUGUCAGUGGGGAGAAGGAAACGGAGGCACUUCAGGGAGCCGGGACAGAGAAUGAUCAGAAUGGACUGGACCACCCUUCGGUGGAGGUGUCACUGGAGGAUGGCUCGGGGAUGCUGGUGGAUGGGUUUGAGAGAACUUAUGAUGGAAAGCUCAAGUGUCGGUACUGUAAUUACGCCAGCAAGGGGACCGCACGCCUUAUUGAGCAUAUCAGAAUCCAUACAGGAGAGAAGCCUCACCGCUGCCACCUCUGCCCCUUUGCCUCGGCUUAUGAGCGCCACCUGGAGGCACACAUGCGCUCGCACACGGGAGAGAAACCGUACAAGUGUGAACUGUGCUCGUUCCGCUGCAGUGACCGCAGCAACCUGUCUCACCACCGCCGCCGCCGCCACAAGAUGCUACCCAUGAAGGGCACGCGCCCCUCACUGGCCAACAAGAAGAUGCUUAGCAUCCUGCAGAAGAAGUCCAGCAACCUGGGCUUCAGCCGCCGGCUCCUCAUCAACUUCAGCCCACCCUCCAUGGUGGUGCAGAGGCCUGACUAUCUGAAUGACUUUUCCCAUGAGCUACCCAACAUCCACACUGAAGCAUAUGAGAGCAUUACCAGGUCUCAGGUGAGCAGUGGCAGUGGGAGUGGAUGUCUUUCCAGGGACCCUCAGGAUUUAAUGGUGGACAACCCCUUAAACCAGCUCUCCACGUUGGCUGGGCAGCUCUCCAGCCUGCCUCCCGAGGGUCGGACCCCUGUAUCCCCGGAUGUGGUCUGCCGCGAUGAGAAGCCUUUCUUGAUCCAGCAUCCAUCAGACACACCUGUGGUGUCCACUGUGUCAACCAGCAUGGCUCGGAGCCCUUCCCCCACCAGCCCUGAGCCCCAUCCUCCCCCCCACCCCCACAGGAACUACAGCCCUGUGGCAGGGCCCAGCAGUGAGCACAGCGCCCACACUAGCACUCCCAGCAUCAGCAACAGCCAGCCCAGCACCCCAGCCCCUGCACUGCCAGUGCAGGACCCCCAGCUACUCCACCACUGCCAAAACUGCGACACCUACUUUGCAGAUAACAUACUGUACACCAUUCACAUGGGCUGCCACGGUUACGAGAACCCCUUCCAGUGCAAUAUAUGCGGGUACCAAUGCAAAAACAAGUACAACUUUGCUUGUCAUUUUGCACGGGGGCAGCAUAAACAGCAAUGACUGCAAGACCUUAAAGAUGAUAAUAAUAGUGGUUGUUGGAUUACAGAGUAAUUUUAAUUUUUCCUGUUCCAUGAAUUUCCCGGAAAGCUUUCGUUGCUAAUCCUAGGAAUUAGAUCCGUAUUUUUUUUUUUUUUUUUUGGGAGAAGCAAACUUUGUGGGCUGUAAGCUUAUUUUCUGCUUAGAAAAAGGUGCAGAUAAAUUAAAGCCAACGUCACUUCCUUUUUUUUUUUUUUUUUUUU
Polyodon spathula (Mississippi paddlefish) is the source of this 1848-nucleotide messenger RNA. Its product is annotated as zinc finger protein Pegasus-like. The transcript is spliced from 4 exons. The record is from RefSeq and is a predicted model, not a curated record. Bases 335 to 1609 code for a protein of 424 amino acids. Gene Ontology annotation, biological process: regulation of transcription by RNA polymerase II. Gene Ontology annotation, molecular function: RNA polymerase II cis-regulatory region sequence-specific DNA binding; DNA-binding transcription factor activity. Lineage: Eukaryota; Metazoa; Chordata; Actinopteri; Acipenseriformes; Polyodontidae.